UAUUAUAAGUUUUAUUUUAUUUAUAUCAGGUGGGGGAACAGGCUUUGUAGGGAAACGACUGAAUAAGCUUCUUAAGGCAAGCAAUUAUAAUGUUGUGAAUGUAUCUCGAAUGCCAGCUGCCACUAGCAUAUCUUGGACUGCAGUAGAAAGUUCUGGAUUGCCACCGGACACCACUGCUGUUGUGAAUCUUGCUGGACAACACUUUAUGGAUUUUACAAAAUCAUGGACGCCAGGAUUUAAACAGAAUGUGUAUAACUCUCGGAUUUUCACAACGAGAUCAUUAGCCACAGUUAUAAAUAAGAGUCAAAAAAAACCCAAGGUGUUUGUGUUAGUAACUGGUGUUGGGGCUUACGAGCCUUCUGAAACAAACAGAUAUGAUGAGUCAAGCCCUUCAACAGGGCAAGAUUUCUUUUCAAAAUUACUUGUUGACUGGGAAAAAGCUGCUUAUGUUGAUCCACCUGUGAGACCUGUUAUAAUCAGAUCUGGUGUUGUAAUUGGUCGCGAGGGAGGUAUGAUUAAAAACAUGUUCUUGCCAUUUUAUCUGGGACUUGGUGGUAAAAUAUCUACGGGUAAACAGUAUCUUCCAUGGAUACAUAUAGAAGAUUUGACAAGGUUAAUACAGUUUGCUAUAGAAAAUGAAGAAGUCAAGGGUAUAUUGAAUGGUGUUGCACCCCAAGUAAUCACAAAUGCAGAAUUUACAAAGGCUUUCGCUAAAUCGCUGCGGCGACCUGCCAUCUUCCCUGUACCAGAGUUCAUAUUGAAUAUGCUCCUCAAUGAAGAAAGAGCUAUGAUGCUAACGAAGGGUCAACAUGUCACGCCCAAACGGACCAUGGAGUACGGAUUCAAGUAUAAAUACCCCACCAUAGAGGAUGCCUGUGGAGAAUGUGCUCAUCUUAUUCCGAAAAACUAGUCAUCAUCAACCCAUAUUCGGCCCACUGCUGAGCUCGAGUCUCCUCUCAGAAUGAGAGAGGUUAGCCCAAUAGUUAGACUGGCCCAAUGCGGAUUGGUAGACUUCACACAUGCAGAGAUUUAAGAAAAUUCUCUGGUAU
Molecule: messenger RNA, 1049 nt
Organism: Bicyclus anynana (squinting bush brown)
Lineage: Eukaryota; Metazoa; Arthropoda; Insecta; Lepidoptera; Nymphalidae
Gene: SDR39U1
Product: epimerase family protein SDR39U1
Exons: 4
Coding region: 110-910 (266 amino acids)
Source: RefSeq, a predicted model, not a curated record